CCCUUUAGUCAGUAACUAAACGUGAAGCAGUGCGAACGCGCGCAGCGGCACAAUUCCAGCGUUCUUGGCUUUCAUCCGGCGUUCUUCCCCCAUCAAUCACUUAAGAAACCCGCCCAAUGAUACCGAUACCUAGUGCUAAACACAAUUUUGAAUCGGUUUUCGAGUGCUUACACAACCAAGAAACCAACAUAUAAACCAAUUUACCCAUGUGAACAUGUGCAAUUAGCUUGCAAGAAACAACGAAGUUCUAGAAAUCAAAACAAAUACGAUAAACUUGCUAAACUCUCGCUUUUGGGAUUAUCAACAAACACACGAGUGAACUUUUCGCAAGGACUUGUGAAAAGGAUAACGAACGCACACAAACAGACAAUCAAAAUGGUCAACAAACAGUAUUCGGCCACCGAUCUGGAGGCUUUCAUGAAGAUCGCCGCCAACUGGCAAAAUUCCAAUCACAACUUGCUGGAGGGCGUCGACAUAAAGACGGAAAUGACACAGUACAUGAACAGUCCAUCCAUGAACAUGUACAAGAAGAGGGAGCGCACCCAGAACUGGAACCACCAGGAGAAGAAAUACCUACUCGAUCUGUGCCGCAAGGACAUGCGCAUCAUUGAGAACAAGAGGUUGGAUGCCGGUCUGACCGCCGUGAAGAACAAGGCAUGGAAGAUCAUCCACCAGAAGUUCUCCAAUCAGUUUGGCACCGAUCGCACCUGCAAUCGCCUGAAGGAACAGUGGCGUCGCAUGAAGGCAUGCACUCGCAACGAGAUCCUGGACUACAACAAUCGCCUGGCCAGGUUUGGAGCAGAGGUGGCCGAUCGCAAGAAGCCAUCUCCCUUCACCUUCGAGGUGUGGGAUUUCAUGCAGGAGGCGAAGAAGGCUUGCAAAUCGGAGGCCCUGGAUGGCAUUGACUACUCCAAGAUUCCCCUGGCCUUGGAGGAGGGUUUUGAGUAUCGCGAGGACUACAAAUUCAACCCCGAAGACCACGACAUGGAUGACAGCCGCACACCGCCCCAGGAACUGUGCGAUGUGGACAUCAAGGAGGAGGAGAACAACGAGACCUUCAACGAGACCUUCAACCAUCACCACCUCAACCAGAGCGACAUCCAUGGCACCGGCGAGCGCCUCAGUGUGUCGCCCAAUCACAGCAUCAAUCGCAACGGGAUCCACGAGGCCGAGAGUCCCGCCAACAUGUCCGCAGCUAAUGUCCUGGACUCGAGCGGUGCCUAUAUGGCCGGAGGAGGUGACAUGUCCGGCUUCCAGGCCAACUUCAACAUGAACAACAUAUCCGCCACGCUGGAGGCCCUGAAUGCCCUCCGUUCUGGCCAAUUUCCCAGUGCAGCAGCAGCGGCAGCGGCCGCCAUUCACCAGCACCAGGCACAGGCCCAGGUAGCCAUGCAUCACCAGCAGAAUAACAACAACAACAACGAGGACGACGAGGACAGCAUGAAGCCGCAGUCUAAGAGACAGCGCACCAGCAGUGGUAGUAUGCUGGGCAGCGAGGACCAGCCAUCAGUCCUGGCCCCUUCAGUGCCAGCAUCCUCGGACUGUCAGGCCCUGGAGCGGUCCGGCAGCAGCAAUGGAUUGACCAUGCCGGGAACGGCAGUCAGCACCAAUGCCAACAGCAGCAGCAGCAACAACUUUGAGCUGCGCAUGUUCAUGGAGAUGCAGAGCAAGGAGCACAUGAUGCGCAUGAAGAUCCUGGAGGUGCAGUUGCAGGCGGCCAAGCACAGUCGCGACCUGGUGGAGAUCAACAAGACACUGGCGCUGCAGAAGCUGCAGUUGGAGCUGGCCAGCAAGCGACUGCCCAGUUAGGAGGCAGUGCAGCAGCAAAAGGAGCAGCAGCAGCAGCAGCCCAUCGCCGUUUCAUGUUACAUUAGUUUAUAGAAAUAAAGCCUGUCACCUCGGUCACGUUCGCAGGCAGAGAGCGUGACUGGGAAUCGACUAGAGUUAGCCCUA
This is a messenger RNA of Drosophila mauritiana, 1953 nucleotides long. RefSeq lists its product as uncharacterized. Lineage: Eukaryota; Metazoa; Arthropoda; Insecta; Diptera; Drosophilidae. The coding region runs from base 376 to 1809 and encodes 477 amino acids. The record is from RefSeq and is a predicted model, not a curated record. The transcript has 5 exons.